This is a messenger RNA of Letharia columbiana, 3285 nucleotides long. RefSeq lists its product as uncharacterized. Gene Ontology annotation, biological process: translation reinitiation; formation of cytoplasmic translation initiation complex. The record is from RefSeq and is a predicted model, not a curated record. Gene Ontology annotation, molecular function: mRNA binding; translation initiation factor activity. Gene Ontology annotation, cellular component: eukaryotic translation initiation factor 3 complex, eIF3m; multi-eIF complex; eukaryotic translation initiation factor 3 complex, eIF3e. The transcript is spliced from 4 exons. NCBI's taxonomy places the organism in Eukaryota, Fungi, Ascomycota, Lecanoromycetes, Lecanorales, Parmeliaceae. Bases 1 to 3285 code for a protein of 1094 amino acids.
AUGCCUCCUCCACCGCAUACCAAACCCGAGAAUGUGCUCAAGCGAGCACAAGAACUCAUCGCUGUCGAGCAGUCUCCAGCUGCUCUCACUAUCUUACACGAACAUGUCACGUCUAAAAGAUCCAGAAAUAGCCCCAUCACUUCUCUUGAACCUGUAAUGAUACAGUUCGUUGAGCUCUGUGUAGACCUCAAGAAAGGCAAAUUAGCGAAAGAUGGACUCUACCAAUACAAGAACACUGCACAAAACACGAAUGUUGGCACGAUUGAGCUCGUCCUCAAAAAGUUCAUUGAACUCGCAGAGGCCAAGGUCACGGAAGCUCAAGCAAAAGCAGAUGAGGUCCAGUCGAUCCUUGAGCCUAUCGCUUCCGGUGCGAACGUGGAGGAUCUCGAGGCUAUAGAGACACCAGAGUCAAUACUACUAUCCACUGUCUCAGGCGAGCAAUCCAGAGACCGAACAGACAGAGCUAUCGUUACACCAUGGUUGAAAUUUCUGUGGGAGACCUACCGUACUGUGUUGGAGAUUCUGAAGAACAAUGCGCGACUGGAAGUCAUGUAUCAGUCUACAGCUAUGCUGGCAUUUACGUUUUGUCAGCAUUUCGCCCGCAAGACAGAGUUCAGAAGACUGUGCGAGCUACUACGAAAUCAUGUCCAGAAUGCGGCCAAAUACCAGUCACAGAUGCAUGCGAUCAAUCUGAGCGACCCUGAUACCUUGCAGCGUCAUCUCGACACUCGUUUCCAGCAACUUAACGUUGCUGUAGAGCUCGAACUAUGGCAAGAAGCUUUCCGCAGCGUGGAGGACAUUCACACGCUCCUCAGCUUGAGCAAGCGCCCAGCGAAGAACAUCAUGAUGGCGAACUACUAUGAGAAGCUUACUCGAAUAUUCCUCGUCAGCGAGAACUAUUUGUUCCAUGCUGCUUCCUGGAGUAGAUACUACAAUCUCCUUCGUCAAUCUGCGAACACGGUCGCUUCGGGCCAAAGUCUGAAGAAAGACAACCCUGCAGUAACGGAAGCGGAUAUGAGCAGGGCGGCGUCAUUCGUCCUACUCUCGGCACUUUCAAUUCCCGUCAUAAGCACGUCUCGUUCCCGUGGAGCUCUCAUUGACGUUGAUGAGGCUCGCAAAAACAAGAACAACCGCCUUACCAACCUGCUUGGAAUGUCUCACGCGCCAACUAGGGCUGUUCUUUUCAAGGACGCUAUGAGCAAAGGACUCCUGAAGCGCGCCAAAUCAGAAAUCCGGGAGCUGUAUCAGAUCCUCGAGGUCGACUUUCACCCUCUAUCUAUCUGUAAAAAGAUAUCGCCUAUCCUCGCACAAAUUGGCGCAGAUCCCGAAAUGGAGAAAUAUGUGCUGCCUUUACAGCAAGUCAUAUUGACGAGGUUGUUCCAGCAGUUGUCGCAGGUCUAUGAGUCUGUGGAACUGAGCUAUGUGCACCAGCUCGCCCAAUUCCCCGAACCCUUCCAGAUAACCGCCGCCUCCAUCGAGAAGUUCAUCAUGAACGGAUGCAAGAAAGGCGACCUGGCAAUCCGGAUCGAUCAUGCUACUGGCGUUCUUACCUUCGACUCGGAUGUCUUCUCGUCCGCAAAAGCUCUUCACCCUGGGAGCGGCUCUGGCUCCGCAGAGAGUGAGACAAGUUCCGUUCAACGGUUGCAGCGCACCCCAGCGGAAAUCGUUCGCUCCCAGCUCACUCGCUUAGCAAAGACACUCUAUGUCACCUGUCAAUACGUUGAUCCCGAGUAUAACGAGGCUCGGCAACAGGCUAAGGCUGCAGCACUCUCGAGAGCGCAAGCCGGUGCCGAACAAGAGCACCAGGAUACUUUGGCAAGACGAGCCAUCAUAGAGAAGAAGAAGGAGCUGGCCUCUGACGCGCUCCAGAAGAAGCAGAAGGAGGAAGAGACGCGGAAGCGGAUCGUUGCUCAACAGCGCCAGGAAGCCGAGGCUUUGCGAUUAGCGGAAGAGCACAAAGAGCGCGAACGUAAACGUAUGAAGGAUGAACAAGAUCGCAUUCGCCGGGAGAAUAACGAGAAAGAGCUCAGUGACCUUGUAAAGAAAGGCAUCAACAUUGGAGAUGUCGAUGUGAAAGAUCUCGAUAGCAACCAACUUCGGCUUCUGAGGAUCUCUCAACUUGAGAAGGAAAAGAACGAUCUUUUCAAGAAUCUUAGAGUCACCGGAAAGCGAAUCGAUCACUUGGAGCGCGCCUUUAGGAAGGAGGAGAUCAAGCUUUUGCCAAAAGACUACGAGGCACAACGUGAACGUGACGUUGCUGCUUAUGAGCAAUCGAAAGCAGAGACGUUGAAGGAGUCGGAGCGAAAGCACAGGGAGGACGUGUCGCUCAAGCAUCGGCUUAGUCGGCUGCUGCCAGUUUACGAACAGUUCCACAAGGACCUCAAGGAGCGUCGUCAUGAUGAAUUUGAAAAGCGGAGGAAGGCAGCGGAUCGAGAAUUCCAGAAUGCCGUAGACAAGCGAAAGCGUGAAGCGCGUGAACGAAAAGCUCGCGAACAGAGGGAACAUGAAGAGGCUGAGAGGCGAGCUCAGGAGGAAGAGGAGAGGAUUGCCCGAGAAGCCGAGGAAAAGGCAGCUGCCGAAGAAGAGAAGAAGCGUCUAUUGGCAGAGGCUAGGACGAAGAGAGAAGCGGAACGAAGAGAACUUGACGAUAAAGCUGCCCCUCAACGCCAGAAAGAUGAGGCGGCAGAAGCUAAGAUUAAAGGUAGAAGCGGUGCACGUCUUCCAGAACGCCCAACGCCUAUCCGACCUGCCGAACCAGCACGCACCGAAUCUUCCGAGCGGCCAUCAGGGCCUCCAAAGCUUGCCCUUGCCGGUAGCAAACCCACGUGGAGAGACAGGGAAGCCGCGCGCAAACAAGCAGAAGCUGCAGGAGGUGCCCCUCAACCUGCCGCUCCACCAACAGAUAUUGCCACCGAGGAAGUUCAAUUGCCGAAGAAUACUGGUGGAUAUGUGCCACCAGCCCGUCGUCCAGGCGACACUGCUCCUCGUGGCCGGAGUGAUGCAGCACCAUCCCCUGCUCCUCGAGACGAAAUUUCUGGCGCACAGCCACCUCCAAAAUGGCGCCCUGGUGGUCCGCGUGAUGGAUUAGGGCGCGAUGGUUCGCCAGCUGACAGACCUACACCCAGGUUCUUGGAUGGGUUGAGGGGUGCUCCAGGUAGGGAUUUGAGUCCUGCUGACGGUGGGAGACCUGUUUCCUCAUCUGGAACAGCGAGGACAGAGAGUCCAGCCAAUGAAAAGCCUGCACCUGGGAAGUAUGUGCCCAUGCAUCUGAGAAACAAGGGGUGA